Messenger RNA from Pteropus alecto (black flying fox), 906 nucleotides. It is a transcript of the gene RNF212, whose product is annotated as ring finger protein 212. Gene Ontology annotation, cellular component: synaptonemal complex. The coding region runs from base 1 to 906 and encodes 301 amino acids. Gene Ontology annotation, biological process: protein sumoylation; homologous chromosome pairing at meiosis; reciprocal meiotic recombination. Gene Ontology annotation, molecular function: SUMO transferase activity. The record is from RefSeq and is a predicted model, not a curated record. The transcript is spliced from 12 exons. NCBI's taxonomy places the organism in Eukaryota, Metazoa, Chordata, Mammalia, Chiroptera, Pteropodidae.
AUGGCCAGCUGGGUGUUCUGCAAUCGCUGCUUCCAGCCGCCCCACCCGACGCUGAGCUUCAGCCUGACCAGCUGCGGCCACGUGUACUGCGAUGUCUGCCUGGGCAAAGGUAAAAAGGAUGAAUGCUUGAUUUGUAAAGUUCCUUGUCAUACGGUUUUACUUUCAAAACAUACAGACGCGAGCAUCCAGGCCCUCUUCGCGGGCAUAGACAGUCUGUGCAGGAAGUACUCCAGGGAGACCUCCCAGGUUUCAGAAUUUCAAGAAAAUCACCGGAAGAGACUGUUAGGCUUCUACAAAGAAAAGAUUUCUAAGCUGGAAGAUUCCCUCAGGAAGUCCAUGCUGCGGAUGGAGAAGCUGCAGAGUACAAGAUCAUUGAAAGAAACGACCUUCAGCACAGUAAAAAACCCAGUGCUGAGUACGCCCGAUGGACACCUGCUCCUGCCCCCUGCAUCCCCAGCCUCUGGAAGGUUGGAGCCCAUGGACGUGGACCUUACCCCGUCCCCAAGAAGGCCGGAGAUGGCCGCUGGCCCGGCCAGGAUCUCUCUGAUCAGCCCCCCGCAGGACGGACGCAUGGGCAGCGUCUCCCGCGGCACCCCUCAGCACCUCAGCCUGCCGCCCACGGCGCAGGCUCUCAGAAUCUCAGCACUGCAGAUGCCCUGCCACGGGCCGUCCCAGCGUCUGGCCCCCCAGGCAGCCGGCAGCAUGGGAGGAGGGGGCUCACCCAGCCUCGGAGGCUGCCUGGCCCCGGCACCCAGGCCACCCAUCAGCAUCUCGGGGCUGCUGCAGAGGCAGCAUUUAGGCAAGUGCACGUGCGAGACACGGUUCGUGGGCGUGUGGGUGCACCAGCAGCUGCGCUCCGCGUCAGGCGACCUGCCCCCGUCCUCUGCUCAGUGGCACGUGGCCUAG